Messenger RNA from Entrophospora sp. SA101, 858 nucleotides. Lineage: Eukaryota; Fungi; Glomeromycota; Glomeromycetes; Entrophosporales; Entrophosporaceae. The record is from the annotation of a GenBank genome assembly.
AUGUUUCAAGAGAAGAAAAAACAAAAAUGUACAGCUAUAAGUGGAUUAUUGAAAAAAGAAAUUUGUGUCUAUUAUCAAGAAAAUGACAAAAAAACCCACAAAGAAAUAGCAGAUUACUUUAAAAAAUGGAUAAAUAUUUCAUCUUCAACUCAUUAUAACAUUUUUCGUCAUAAGUCAGUGAAAUUCCCUGAUCUAGAAAAGGCUAUGAGUUUUUGGAUUAGUCAAGUUAGUGCUCAAGGUCUUGUUAUUACAGAUAAAGUGGUUGCAGAAAAAGCAAAAGUAUUUGGUGAAAGAUUGGGAAUUGAUGAAAAUGAUUUAAAUAAAGAAAUAUUGACAGUGUUAUUAACAACUAAUGCAACUGGUACAAGAAAACUUAAACCAAUUGUAAUUGGAAAGUCUGUCAACCCAAGAUGUUUCAAAAAUGUAAAUAUGUCUUUGUUACCUGUUAUUUACAAGUCUACUCCAAAAGCAUGGAUGUGCAAACAAGCUACCACUGAUGGAAUAAUUGAAUCUUUAAAUCAAUCAGAUCUUAGUGAUGAUUUGGAAAUUUUGGAAUAUGUCAAUGAUAAUGAAUUGAGUUUGACAGAAAAGCCUUUAGAUGAUGAUGAAAUAGUCCAAAUGGUUUUGGAUGAAGCAAACAAUGUAAAUAAUGAAUCAGAAGGUGAAGAUAUUGAUGAACUGAAAGUCAUUGCAACCAAUGAAGAUGCUUUGAAAGCAGUAGAUACAUUGAUUGAAUAUUUUGAACAUCAAAAUGAUUUAGAGUUUAAUGAGAAUGAUUAUAAAAAUUUAAAAAAAUAUAAAGGAAAUAUUGAAAGAUUUUUUCUCAAAAACAUGUCAUCAAUAAUCAAAUUGUUAUGA